CAGAACCCGGAGCCGCAGCCCAGCCCGAGCCGAGUGGGUGGCGGCGCCAUGGCGUGCGCGGGGCUGCUCACCGUGUGCCUGAUCCGGCCGCCCGCGCCCGAGCCUCGGCGGUCCCCCGUGCCUGCCGCCGGGCCCGCCGGACACGCGCUCUUCCAGGACGUUUUCCGCAGAGCAGACAAGAAUGAUGAUGGUAAGCUCUCAUUUGAGGAGUUCCAGAAUUACUUUGCUGAUGGGGUUCUCAGCCCUGGGGAGCUGCGGGAACUGUUCAGCGGCAUUGAUGGGCCCUCCACUGACAAUUUGGAAACGGAGAAACUGUGUGACUAUUUCUCAGAACACCUGGGUGUCUACCGGCCUGUGCUGGCCGCACUGGAGUCACUGAACUGUGCCGUGCUCACUGCCAUGGACACCACCAAGCUGGAAUAUGAGCGGGCCUCCAAGGUGGACCAGUUUGUGACCCGCUUCCUACUGCGGGAGACGGUGAGCCAGCUACAAGCCCUGCAGAGUUCACUGGAAGGGGCGUCAGAUACCCUGGAGGCCCAGGCCCGUGGCCCACGGUCAGAUGAAGACAGCGUGGAGGUACAGAGCAGGCCCCAUGGCUGCCGGAGGGCAGGGCGCAGGGCCCCGCGGAGCGUCAUUCGGUCACCCGCCUGGUCUCCUGGCUCCUCGGACACAGGGCAGAGCUCAGAAGCUGAGAUGCAGUGGCGGCUCCAGGUCAACCGUCUCCAGGAGCUCAUUGACCAGCUUGAGUGUAAGGCCCCCCGGCUGGAACCCCUGCAUGAAGAGGAGCUUACCAAGGGGCCUGGCUCGCACAUCCUCGUGGCCCAGAGGCAGGUGCACGUGGCAGAGGAAGCCCUGCAGGAUUUCCACCGUGCCCUGUGCUGCUAUGUGGACUUCACAGGGGCCCAGAGCCGUUGCCUGCAUGUGUCUGCCCAGAAGAUGCUGGACAAUGCCUCUUUCACCCUAUAUGAGUUCUGGCAGGAUGAGGCCGCCUGGAGAAGGCACCAGCAGUCCGCCUGCAGUAAGGCCUUCCAGCGCAUCCUCAUUGACCACCUGCGAGCUCCAGACACCCUCACCACUGUGUUCUUCCCAGCCUCCUGGUGGAUUAUGAAUAAUAACUGAGCCUGACCUGCAUAAGCCAAGGCCCUGGGGCCCUACCUGCCUCCUUCUGGAGCUUCUCGACUGGUCGACUCAGCACCAAGACCAAGGACGCUGCCACUCUCAGAACUGGGGCCGGGCUCUCAAAGGUCCCCCUGCCCCAGACCCAGCUGGUGGAGAGUCUCUCAGCCCAGGGAUCAGGGACUGGGCUGCUCGCUUUCUAUUUAUUUAUCAGUGUAUUUUAUUGUUUGUAGCUUUGGCCUCUGAGGCAUUCUGGCCUCUGCCUGGCUCAGGAAGCUUGGAUUUGGUCACCUCUGUCCCAGCCUUGUGUGACACAGAGGAAGGAGGUCGCUUCCCUCUCUGGGUGGGCCUCGGGCUGUCUGGCUGCCUAGUGGGUACCCUGCUUUCUUCCUGCUGUCUUGGGGCCAGGCUUCUGCUCUUCCUCAGCCAGCAGCAGAACCAGGGCUGAUGCUCAGGGACACCACCCCCACCCCCCCCACCAAACCUCGACCCCUGAGGCUGGGCCGGAUCCGUCUGCAGUGUGGGGUAAGGACCUGGGUGUCCCCAUCACCCUCCUGGGUUAGCAGGCUUCCAACUCUUCCAGCACCCUUGGCUGCACCAGAGACCUCGGCAAGAUCCUGGGUUGGUUUGCAUGUCAUUUGCAUAUAUUUUGCAUGUUCAUGCCUACCCACACUCAGGGCACUAUGGGAAGUCCCAAGGUGACCUUGCCAAGUAGCAAUAAUUUGGGCCCAGUGUCACCUGCUCCCCCCAGAUACCUCCAAACCCCAACCCCCAGCCCAAGACCCCAGCACAGAGGCAAUAAAGGCAGUGGUCACCUC
This is a messenger RNA of Lynx canadensis (Canada lynx), 1934 nucleotides long. It is a transcript of the gene NECAB3, whose product is annotated as N-terminal EF-hand calcium binding protein 3. The transcript is spliced from 13 exons. Gene Ontology annotation, molecular function: calcium ion binding. Lineage: Eukaryota; Metazoa; Chordata; Mammalia; Carnivora; Felidae. Bases 49 to 1119 code for a protein of 356 amino acids. Gene Ontology annotation, cellular component: endoplasmic reticulum; cytoplasm; Golgi cis cisterna. The record is from RefSeq and is a predicted model, not a curated record. Gene Ontology annotation, biological process: regulation of amyloid precursor protein biosynthetic process.